AUGGAUAAUACAGUAGAAGAGGUGACCAUCAAAACAACAGCUGAUCCAAACAACAACAUGUCUAACAACAACAAUAAUAUCGAUGUCGACGAUGUAAUCGAUGAACUGAUGGCCGAAAACAAACGACUGGUCAAUGAAUUGUUGUUUGCAAACAAAUGUCUGAAUUUGUUAACCGAACUGAAGGAUCACAUGAAUUUGGUUCACAAGAAAUAUGAAGAACAUAUUCAGGCCGAAGAUAUCAGCCAAUGGCAAACAUUACAGAAAUCGGUGGACACAACUGUCGAUGGAUUUACUAUGUGUUCAUUUAGUCACUUGAAGAUCAAUAACGUGAAGACCAGAGAAUUCAAUAGAAAUCUAAGUCAAGACAUUAAGAAAGCAUUUAGUCAUAUCAUCGGCGGUAAUGAUAAUACCAAUAAUAAUAAUAAUAAGACUAAAACUCGGCGAAAGACUUUAUCAUCAUCAUCACCAUCACUACUAUCAAAGAGUAAUAAAGACAAUCAGUAUAUCAACAGUCAAUUGUUGUAUGAAAACCAAACGCUUAACAAAAUGAAAGAUCAGAUGAAUUGGUUGAUCAAGAAAUACGAACCGUUUAUAUUUGCCGAAGAUAUGACUAAAUGGAAACAAUUGCAACAAUCGCUGGACGACAGCAACAAUACGAUAAAAACGACAACUAUUAUCCGAUCAAAAGACGUGGCCAUUAGCCGCUUGACGACACAUAUGGGUAAAGCCGUACGAAAUGCACAAAACUAUCCGUACGUUUGCCGACAGCAGGGCUGUGGCCAACGAUUCAAAUUGAAGAUUGCAUUGCAUGUACACUACGGCAAGUUUCAUAAGAACGGCGAGUAUGUGUGCGACGUGUGUCAGAAACGGUUUACAGAAAUCAACAAAUGGACAAAACAUUUGGCCACUCAUGAGCUGCGAAAGAAGACGUUCAAGUGUUCUGAAUGUGACAAAUAUUUGUCGAGCAGAAUGAUACUGAAGAAACAUCUGGAAAAGAUGCACUUUAUGAUCACCACUGGUGGUGGUGGUGGUGUUGGCGUCGCUGAUGGUUGUAGUGGUGAUGACCAACAAACCGGCGGAGGCGGCGGUGGUGAUACAUCACUGUCCAUGGAUGUCAUCGAAUCCAAUGACGAAAUGACCGAAUUCAGACGCAAAUACUUUGAUAAGCAAACCAAACAGUUUAUAUGUCCCGAUUCCGGCUGCCGAUUGCCGUACAAUAACGCUACCGCUCUCUACAAUCAUAUGAAAGAAGUUCACGGCAAACAAGGUUUAGCCGAUUGUUUAGUACAAAGUGAUGGCGGCAACAGUGGCGUUAGUGGCGGCGGCGAUCAAGUGUUUGGCAGCGCCGCAGCCGAUAAUUCUGAAGCCGAUCGGCAACUGUUACUACUGAUGAAACAAAAUCGUUUCGAUGAGACUACGCAACGAUUUGUUUGUCCCUAUCCCGGCUGUGACAGUAAUUUCGGUACAAAUAAAUACUAUGAACAGCACUUCAUUCGGAUGCACUAUCGACCGGAUCGCAAACCGUUUGUUUGUCCCGAACCCGAUUGCGGUAAGGGAUUCAAGACAAAAGUUAUGCUCCGACGACAUCGGGUAACACACGAUGCCAAUCGUAGGCGAGACCACCAAUGCUCGGAAUGCGACAAAUCAUACUUUACUAGAGCCGAACUAACACUUCAUACAAAUUUCAGACAUCUAAACAAAAAGAUGAUCCGAUGCGGUAUCGAUGGUUGCGAUCACCGAUUCUAUAACUUUGACCAGCGAUCUACUCAUCGAAAAUCUGUACACAAUAUGAAUUACGCCAAAAAGUAUAUACCCGAUAAACACCAGUGCCAGUGGCCCGGUUGCGACUACAAGUGUUCGUCCACUGGCGAUCUGAGAGACCAUACCCGUAUCCAUACUGGUGAACGUCCGUACGAGUGCGAGUGGACAGACUGUGAACAACGAUUUGCCCGGAAAGCUGAUCUCAAACGACACGUUACGUGUCAUAAAAAUCUAAAACCAUUUGUCUGCCAGUGGCCCGGCUGUCAAUAUCGGGGCAAUUGUAGUGCCAAUCUGUAUGCACACAAAAAGAUACAUCAAAGACAACAACAACAGGAGCAACAACAACAACAAUCAGAAGCUGAUACUACAAUACCGACGGCUGAUUAGUAUUAAAUUUUGUAAUAAAUAAAUAAAACUUCAUAAUUACCGGUAAUAUUCGUUAUUAUUGGUACCAAAUUGUAAAUUUUAAAUGAUUGAAAUCUUAAUAA
Oppia nitens is the source of this 2249-nucleotide messenger RNA. Its product is annotated as zinc finger protein 675-like. Lineage: Eukaryota; Metazoa; Arthropoda; Arachnida; Sarcoptiformes; Oppiidae. The record is from RefSeq and is a predicted model, not a curated record. The transcript has a single exon. Gene Ontology annotation, molecular function: DNA-binding transcription factor activity, RNA polymerase II-specific; RNA polymerase II cis-regulatory region sequence-specific DNA binding. Gene Ontology annotation, biological process: regulation of transcription by RNA polymerase II. Bases 1 to 2148 code for a protein of 715 amino acids. Gene Ontology annotation, cellular component: nucleus.